Molecule: messenger RNA, 663 nt
Organism: Chionomys nivalis (European snow vole)
Lineage: Eukaryota; Metazoa; Chordata; Mammalia; Rodentia; Cricetidae
Gene: Trappc2l
Product: trafficking protein particle complex subunit 2L
Exons: 5
Coding region: 190-519 (109 amino acids)
Biological process (GO): endoplasmic reticulum to Golgi vesicle-mediated transport
Cellular component (GO): cytoplasm; nucleus; TRAPP complex
Source: RefSeq, a predicted model, not a curated record
AGCUGGGACACCACCAAGCUGAAGCAUGAGAGCCGAGCCUGCCAGGCUCAGUGACACGAUCGGUGGGGCCUGACGGGAAAAGUGGGACGGAGCCCCAGAAGCAGGGGCGCUGCCAGAGUCCUAACAGGAGAGAAUUACCCUCUGUACAUCCGCAGCAGUCCCACAGAGGAUGAGCUCAAGUUCCACUACAUGGUGCACACGUCCCUGGAUGUGGUAGAUGAGAAGAUCUCGGCCAUGGGGAAGGCACUGGUGGACCAGAGGGAGCUGUACCUGGGCCUGCUCUACCCAACUGAGGACUACAAGGUAUAUGGCUACGUGACCAAUUCCAAGGUGAAAUUUGUCAUGGUGGUGGAUUCCUCCAAUACAGCUCUUCGGGACAACGAAAUCCGCAGUAUGUUUCGGAAGCUGCAUAACUCUUACACAGACGUGAUGUGCAACCCCUUCUACAACCCCGGAGACUGCAUCCAGUCAAGGGCCUUUGAUAACAUGGUAACUUCGAUGAUGAUCCAGGUCUGCUGAGCUGGACCUACGCCCCAGUUGCCUGGAAGAGAAGCCUGUGUUAACCCUGUCUGAUGAUUAUUUAUUCCCCUCCCCCUCCCUGACUGUAACCCGUGGGCAGAGCUGUGUGCCUGGUACCUUCCCACUAAAGUCCUCCCAUGACGA